AAAAUCGUAGACUUCGCCCGCGCUGCACCGCUUUGGUUGCUCCUCCGGUGCCGCGCGAGCCCUGAAGGCCCGGAGCCGGGUGGGUCUGGGCAGGCCGGGGCUCGGCUAGGGAGACCGCCGGACUUGGGUCGGGGCAACCUUCGGGAGACGCGGCGCAGACAAGUGAACAGAGCCACCAUGGGGACGACAGCCCCAGGGCCCAUUCACCUGCUGGAGCUAUGUGACCAGAAGCUUAUGGAGUUUCUCUGCAACGUGGACAACAAGGACCUGGUGUGGCUCGAGGAAAUUCAGGAGGAGGCAGAACGCAUGUUCACCAGAGAAUUCAGCAAAGAGCCAGAGCUGAUGCCCAAAACACCUUCUCAGAAGAACCGACGGAAGAAGAGACGGAUUUCUCAUGUUCAGGAUGAAAACAGAGAUCCCAUCAGAAAAAGGUUAUCCCGCAGAAAGACUCGGAGCAGCCGGCGGAGCUCCCGGCGCCUGCGCAGCAAGGACAAUGCGGAGAGGCUGGCCAGUGUGGCAGGCGAGAGCGGCCCCGUCCUGCGGCGGGUGACCCGCGCCGCGGCCGCAGCCGCCGCCUCCGUGGCAUCCAUUGCAUCCUCGCCAACCCCUGAGUCUCCCACGGUGCUGACCAAGAAGCCCGAAGAUAACCUCGCCCAGUGCCAGCUGGUGCCCGUGGUGGAGAUAGGCACCCGCGAGCGCCAGAACGCCGAGCUUUACUGCACCCGGCUUAGGCCCGCUGGGGCUCCGUGCCCAGCCCCAGCUUCCGCCGCAGCUGCGGCCUCCCAGGGCACCCUGGCGUCAGAUGAGGAAUCCACGCCCAAGAAGUCAGAGACCAGGAGACUGGAAUCCGUCGCAGUGAGCUCCCUGGUGGCUACACCCCAGGACCCCAAGGGCCGAGGGGUUGGGACAGGGCGAUCCGUCUCCAAGCUCAGGAUUGCGCAGGUCUCCCAGGGCCCAUGGGGCUCGCCGGGCUCUCCAGACUCUCCGUGGCGGGAGCGGGUGCUGGCCCCCAUCCUGCCGGACAACUUCUCCACGCCCACCGGCUCCCGAGCGGGCUCUGGAUCAGUGCGGCGCAGCCUGAUCUCGGCGUCCUCCCUGGAUCCCCAAGUCUUACUGGCCCAGAAUGACUCCCAGGUGGCCAGACAGGAAAGCACUGUCGCCAGAUCCAGCAGAAGGGCUGCCCAGAAAGCGGAAGAGCCUGCUCCCUCUGGCCGCAUCAUCUGCCACAGUUACCUGGAGAGGCUCCUGAAUGUUGAGGUGCCCCAGAAAGUCAGCUCCGAGCAGAAGGAGCCCAGCAAAGAAGAGGUAAGGCUUAUGGCAGCAGCUGAGCAGGAGGUUUCUGAGGACAGGAGUACCUUGCAGACCUGCAGUGCCACCAAGAUUGCCAGUAGUACGCCCGACCUGAAGCCAGCAGCUGGAGGUCAGGAGACGCCCCCGGAAGGGCAGCAAGAGGCCAAGACUGACCAAGCAGAUGGGCCCAGAGAGCCACCUCAGAGUGUCAGGAGAAAGCGCAGCUACAAGCAGGCAGUAAGUGAGCUGGAUGAGGAGUCCCAGCUGGAGGAUGAAGAGAUGCAGCCGCCUAGGAGCAAGACCCCUUCCUCGCCCUGUCCGGCCAGCAAGGUGGUGCGGCCCCUCCGGACAUUCCUGCACACGGUGCAGAGGAACCAGAUGCUCAUGACCCCAGCCUCAGCCCCCCAUAGCGUCAUGAAGUCCUUCAUUAAGCGCAAUACUCCCCUGCGCGUGGACCCCAAGUGCAGCUUUGUCGAGAAGGAGCGGCAGCGCCUGGAGAACCUGCGGCGGAAGGAGGAGGCCGAGCAGCUGCGCAGGCAGAAGGCGGAGGAGGACAGGCGCCGGCGGCUGGAGGAAGUGAAGCUGAAGCGCGAGGAACGUCUCCGCAAGGUCCUGCAGGCCCGCGAGCGAGUGGAGCAGAUGAAGGAGGAGAAGAAGAAGCAGAUCGAGCAGAAGUUUGCUCAGAUCGACGAGAAGACAGAGAAGGCCAAGGAGGAGCGGCUGGCGGAGGAGAAGGCCAAGAAGAAAGCGGCAGCCAAGAAGAUGGAGGAGGUGGAGGCGCGCAGGAAGCAGGAGGAGGAGGCACGCAGGCUCCGGUGGCUGCAACAGGAGGAGGAAGAACGGCGGCACCAAGAGUUGCUGCAGAAGAAGAAGGAGGAGGAGCAGGAGCGGCUGCGCAAGGCGGCCGAGGCCCGGCGGCUAGCCGAGCAGCGGGAGCAGGAGCGCCGCGAGCAGGAGCGGCAGCUGGCCGAGCAGGAGCGCCGCCGGGAGCAGGAGCGGAUCCAGGCCGAGAGGGAACAGCAGGAGAGGGAGAAGGCCCUGCGGCUGCAGAAGGAGCGGGUGCAGAGGGAACUGGAGGAGAAGAAGAAGAAGGAGGAGCAGCAGCGUCUGGCCGAGCGGCGGCUGCAGGAGGAGCAGGAAAAGAAAGCCAAGGAGGCGGCAGAGGCCAGCAAAGCCCUGAAUGUGACUGUGGAUGUGCAGUCUCCAGCUUGUACCUCAUAUCAAAUGACUCCACAAGGGCACAGGGCCCCCCCGAAGAUCAACCCGGACAACUACGGGAUGGAUCUGAAUAGCGAUGACUCCACCGAUGAUGAGGCCCAUCCCCGGAAACCCAUCCCCAGCUGGGCCAGAGGCACCCCACUCAGCCAGGCCAUCAUCCACCAGUACUACCACCCGCCGAACCUUCUGGAGCUCUUUGGAACCAUUCUCCCCCUGGACCUGGAGGACAUCUUCAAGAAGAGCAAGCCCCGCUACCACAAGCGCACCAGCUCCGCAGUCUGGAACUCACCACCCCUGCAGGGCCCCAGGGUUCCCGGCAGCCUGGCCUAUAGCCUGAAGAAGCACUGAGUCAGGCCUACAGCCUCCUGGGCUGUCUCAGCUCCUGCCUGUCUGUCUGUUGGUUUUUGUGUUGGUCUGGUGCCCUCUUGCCUGGCAUAUCAUCGCUGAGGGUCUGGCCAGGUGUACAUAAGCGUCCUCUGUGUGCUGGGUGUUUCUGCUGCAGGUGGCAGGUGGCUCAGGCCUGUUUGGGGGAUGGGCUUGGCUGGGGAUUGGGGAGGAACCAGGCCCAGCCCCACCUGGUCCACAGACAGCUCUCUGUAAAUACUUGUUAUAAUUCUGUUGCAUUUUAGCAUUUUAGUCUCUGGCAUUUGAGAACUAGAUGAAUAAAGUCUAUUUCUUCA
Molecule: messenger RNA, 3188 nt
Organism: Carlito syrichta (Philippine tarsier)
Lineage: Eukaryota; Metazoa; Chordata; Mammalia; Primates; Tarsiidae
Gene: INCENP
Product: inner centromere protein
Exons: 19
Coding region: 178-2856 (892 amino acids)
Biological process (GO): metaphase chromosome alignment; mitotic cytokinesis; positive regulation of protein serine/threonine kinase activity
Cellular component (GO): chromosome passenger complex; nucleus; kinetochore
Molecular function (GO): protein serine/threonine kinase activator activity
Source: RefSeq, a predicted model, not a curated record